Messenger RNA from Paraglomus occultum, 1007 nucleotides. Lineage: Eukaryota; Fungi; Glomeromycota; Glomeromycetes; Paraglomerales; Paraglomeraceae. The record is from the annotation of a GenBank genome assembly.
UGAUCGAACUUGAAAAAUCGCGGAACGAACUUGAAGUCGAGAACCGUAAGACUGAACAGAAACGUUUCGAACUGCAAGUCGAACAAGAGAAGACCCGUCGGAUGAUUUUGGAACAAGAACGUGAACGCGAAAAAGUCCCUCCUGAUGAGGUCAGCACAUACUUGAACACGAUUGACAAGCCCGAACCAAAUCAAGGUGAAACGAAAAUGCAAAAUUGGUUCAAUGAUCUUGUGGAUAUUUUGAAUGAAACAUGGAAAGUGAGUGCAGUAGACACUCACAACAAUCCGUACCUCAGCGGGCUCAAGCCAGACAUCAGCAUAUUUGAUCCCCAAAAAAUAUCUGAUGGUGCCUCUAUUCCAAUGUUUGUCCGAACAGUCCUAGAGCUGAAGCAACGAAAAAGUGAAACUUCGAACUUUGGCAAUGAAGACAAGGGUCAGCUGAUUGACUACAUUCAGAUUCUCGACCAUUAUGAAUAUGGGCAGUAUUCAGAAUAUUCAACUACCUUCACAGAGGGUAUUAGGUUGUUUUUCAACAUCCUUGAUAUUGAAUCAGUAUUGCUUGAUCUUAAUAUGCCAAAUGUGAACCCAGCUGGAGUAAUUCUGAGGAGAUUUCUUGGGCAAGGCUCAUCAGGACUAGUAGAUGUCUGGCCUUCAAACAUCAUGUACAUGAUGGAUUCACAAGGCAAUGUUAUGCUGAUUGACUGGGGGUCUGCAAUUAAGUUAACUACUGGGUUACCUAGUCUUGUUGAUUAUGAAGGAACCAUAACCUAUGCAUCACCUGCUAUCUUGGCAAAUAAUCUAGAAAGACACAUACCCCAAAUAUCUGAUGAUCUUCAUUCCUUUGUUCACACAAUGUUCAAAUUACUACAUCCAACAUUCAAGCUAGGCAUUAUUAAAACUGCAAGAUCUAUUGAGGAUUUCUGGAACAAGGCUUUUAAUUCUGUGUUCUGGAAUGACAUGGUAAAAGCAGCAGAUAGGUUAAGGUGUCAGUAUGAUGACCUGAAACAA